Molecule: messenger RNA, 3678 nt
Organism: Poecilia reticulata (guppy)
Lineage: Eukaryota; Metazoa; Chordata; Actinopteri; Cyprinodontiformes; Poeciliidae
Source: RefSeq, a predicted model, not a curated record
CGAACCUGCCCUCACACUAGAGCCGGUGAACAGCGUCCGGACAGCCCUUUCUGAUCUGUACCUGGAGCAGCUCCUGCAAAACAAACCAAAAUCUGACAAGUUGGCCAUGCAGACCUUGGAGGACAGAGGAGCUGAGUCCUACACCAACGGUUGCGCCGGACACAUGAACGGAUCAGAGCCGGCCAGCAUGAAAGAAGUCGCCUUUGAGAAGAAUCCCUCCGAGCCGAUGGGCGUCACGCUGAAAUUAAACGAAAAGCAGCGCUGCACGGUGGCCAGGAUAUUGCACGGGGGAAUGAUCCACAGACAAGGCUCCAUACACGAAGGGGAUGAAAUAGCAGAAAUCAAUGGAAAAAGUGUGACAGACCACACUGUGGAUCAGCUCCAAAAAAUUCUAAAAGAGACCAGUGGCGUUGUAACGAUGAAGAUCAUCCCCAAGAUGCAGGGUCGACCCAGAGUGUGUGAGAUGUACAUGAGGGCUCAGUUCGACUACGACCCUUCCACGGACGACCUCAUUCCUUGCAAAGARGCCGGUUUGAAGUUCCAGACGGGCGACAUCAUCCACAUCAUCAACAAGCAGGAUCCAAACUGGUGGCAGGGCCGAGUGGAGAGCAGCGCCGUCGACUUCGCCGGACUGAUACCCUCUCCAGAACUCCAAGAAUGGAGGGUGGCCAGCAAAAGCAAGGCCAAGCAGAGCAGGCAGUCCUGCAGCCCGUUCGGAAAGAAAAAGAAGUGCAAAGACAAGUACCUCGCCAAACACAGCUCCAUUUUCGACCAGCUGGACGUGAUCUCAUAUGAGGAGGUUGUGAGGCUCCCUGCUUUUAAAAGGAAAACUCUUGUGCUAAUCGGGGCGCCUGGUGUUGGGAGAAGCCACAUCAAAAAUUCUCUUUUAACAAAAUACCCUGAGAAAUUCACUUACCCUGCACCACACACCACCAGGCCCCAGCGAAAGGACGAGGAGAACGGACAGGAGUAUUACUUCAUCUCAAACGAAGACAUGACCAAGUGCAUCUCUAAAAACGAGCUGCUGGAAUACGGCAGCUUUCAGGGAUUCAUGUUCGGAACCAAGUUUGAGACCAUCCACAAGAUCCACGAUCAAGGCAAAGUUGCCGUGCUGGACAUAGAACCACAGACCCUGAAACUUGUUCGGACUGCGGAUUUUGCUCCACUGGUGGUGUUCAUCGCUCCUACCAACACAGCUGCACAGGUGCUACAUGCUGUAACAAAUCACCGUAAGUUGAAUCUGAACUUAAAAGAUGUACUUGGUUUAUUUCUCGACGGUUUGUGUUUUUCAACCAUCAGGUCUGCCCCAGCUGGAGCCCCUGCGCCAGAGGGAGGAAGUCAGCAACCUCCCAAUCUCACCAGCAACCGCCGUCUGCAGCAGACGCAGGCACAGGUGGAUGAGGUGGUGGAUAUCAUGCGCGUAAACGUGGACAAGGUUCUGGAGCGUGAUCAGAAGCUGUCAGAGCUGGACGACCGGGCCGAUGCCCUGCAGGCUGGAGCCUCUCAGUUUGAGACUAGCGCUGCAAAACUGAAGAAUAAAUACUGGUGGAAGAAUGCCAAGAUGAUGAUUAUCCUGGGUGUGAUAUGUGUGAUUGUCCUCAUUGUCAUUAUUGUGUACUUCAGCACCUAAGAAGAGUCGCUCCUACCCCAGUCUGAUCCAAGCUUCCUUACUACAGAAGAAAAAAGAAAAACAACCUCUAAUUGAUGACAAAAUUAACCACAGAUGAAUUAAUUUAUUGUAUGUACGUAUAUCUCCGCCCCCCAGCUAUCCUCAAAAUAACACCCCUAAACCCUUCAGGCCCCCCGUGGCUCUCCUCAGCCCCCCGCUCCUUACUUCCACAGCCUCACCUCUGGAUCCCUGUCGAUAUUUGUUCUGUGAGUGUGUGAGCCUGUCUUCUUUCUGAGUACUCUUGGCUUUUCUAACCCUGCCAUUCUGGGAACCAAACCCCCUCCGCCCUACCUUUGCCCCCCCAAACCCUCCGUGACGAUGCAACAACAGAAACCGGUACAACAAUUGGCGAUAAUUGUUACAUAGCUGAUAUAUAGAGUUCUUUGUAGAGUUUUAUUCUAAUAUAUAUCUGAUAUACUGUUUUGUAAGUGUGUGUGCGUGCGCGUGCGUGUGUGUGUGUGCAUUUUGUACUUUUUAUUUUUUGUAUUAAUUUGAUGUAUGCUUUAGCGUUGACUACUGCCUAUUAAUGAAAGUGUGCAUCUUGCAUGUCCUCUACAUCCCCCUCUGAUUGUUUUGUUGUCCAAUAAGCCUCCUUAAAAAAAAAAAAUCUACCCGUGUUUCUCUUGAAGGCAGACUGAAAUUCGUCAUCUUACCGACACUUAUUUCCUUCGUCGCUAAAAAAAAAAAAAAUGUUUUUGCUUCUCUUUUUUUUUCUUUUUUUGCUACAGCUAAUGCUCACUCACUGAUGUUAGUGAAAUAAUGCAUGACUUGUGCAACGAAUCCUUAGCGUUCAUCACCUCCGACCCUGUCCAAUUCUCCUUCCUUUUUUCUGAGAGGAAUUCUUAAACAGCGACCGUCUGACGUGUCUUUUGGCGCCGUCUUGUUUCUCAGCAGCAUGCUUCCCUCGGACAACUUUAAACUGCCAUAGUACGGUCGGACCAAUGUCUGUAGGUGUCUUUGUUUUGUUUAUUAUUAUUAUUUAAAGAUUACGUAGUGUCUUAUUUCGAAAACAUUCCUUCAUUGCAGUCUAGUGCAGAUGCUCUUACUGUAGCACAUUUAAGUGUGAGUACCUUAAAAAAAUACAAACGACGAACCUUGUGUCAGUAAUAACAAUAGGAGGAAUAGUGACUAGGUGUAAAGUUACUUUUUUUUUGUUGCAUAAACUGGAUUGUCCUAAUAAAUUUUUUUUCUACAAUUUUACCUUAACAUUACACUUAUGAUAACAUGGGUGAUUUUGGGUUGGAAAUUAAAGCAUUGGGGGGGAUAAAAUGCUUCUGCUGCAAUGGUUUGUGCAGAUUUUGAAUCCUUUCAAAACCUGCACAAGCGUCUGUGGUUUUGACAGUGCCGUCCGGCUGUUUAAACGGGCCGCCAAUGCAGCAGAACCUCUCCACAUUAAGAGCACAUUUUUUAAAAAAAAAGUCAAAUUAGCUGGAUCGCCAGACAAAUGAAGCGAGUAACGCCUAAGAAGAAAAGAAGCAGUAACUCAAAAAAAAUAUUUAAAUAAAACAAUCGUAGCAUUCCUAAGACGAGUGUUUUGCUAGCGCCGUGGUUCUGUCUUCGUGUUUCUUCUUCUUCUAGUUAAUGCCUUUCUUUUUCUUUUUUUAAAAUAUAAUAGACUCUAUUUUUUAAUCAUAGUAUAUUUUUGUGUGAAGCAGAAGAAGCAAAGAGGAUGCGAAGCGUCAAGARCGAAGCUCCUCUUUCCUUCUGUCUGGUGUGUUUUUGUAGUUCAGCUCCGCGUUACACACUGCCAAGCAUUAAAGGAAAACAGUUAUUUUCCUUAUUGCGGUYAUUUCUUUCAUUUGUGCACUCACUGGUUUGGUCUUGAAGUACUUUCAAACCACCUUUUUUUAUUCUUAUUAUUAUUCUUGUUUGCAUGGUUGUGGCUACUUGGUGAGUAAAAGAGCAGGGUAAAUACAAGGCACUCUUCGAGACAAAGAGUUGCACAUGUUCCUCAGAGGCGAUGCAUCAGAACUUCCUGAAGCUAACUAUUUGUGGGAGGGAUUAAAAAA